GGCCUUGUCCCUUACACACAGCGUCUGGCUACGUUUCCCUUUCUCCCCCUCCCCUCUCUACUCUUCAUCCUGUUUGUCUGGCCGGUCCCGGACGCCGCUCUUUUUCAAAGCUUUCGGAACUGUAUCAUUAAUCGACAAGCACGACCAUGGGUGAAAGCUGGUUCCGUAGAGAGUUCCUGACCCCGAGGAGGCUCGCGUUCAACGUAAUAUUCUAUGGCAUACACUUCGCACUCUUUGCAUAUGGGUGGUACAGCCAGGAAACCAACACGAAGCUGGCUGCCCUCAACGGCCUCAAAUGGUCCGUAUGGACCUCCCGAGGUGCAGGUCUCGUCCUCGCCUUCGAUGGUGGUAUGAUCCUGGUCCCUAUGCUUCGCAACGUCAUCCGCGUUGUGCGCCCCAAGCUCCAGUGGUUAUUCCCUGCAGAUGAGAACAUCUGGUUCCACAGGCAGGUCGCGUACUCUAUGGCUUUCUGGGCCAUGGUACACACAACAGCGCAUUAUGUCAACUUCUUCAACGUCGAGCGGACCCAGGUUCGACCUGAAAUUGCGCUGGAUAUCCACUAUACUCAAGCAGGCGGUAUCACCGGCCAUUUCAUGCUCCUCAUCAUGUUCCUCAUGUACAGCACUGCGCACCACAAGAUUCGGCAGCAGUGCUUUGAAGCUUUCUGGUACACUCACCACCUUGCGUUCUUUUUCAUGAUUGGGUUGUAUACCCAUGCCACCGGUUGCUUCGUCCGUGACUCCGCCGAACCUGCCUACUCUAAAGUAUUCCCCUUCUAUACCACGGAUCAUUGCUUGGGUUACGAGAGUUGGAGAUUCACUAUCUGGCCCGGCAUCCUCUACUUCGGCGAGCGCGUCUGGCGAGAAAUCCGGGCCAGACAGGCGACAAGGUUGUCAAAGGUCCUCGUCCAUCCUAGCGGGGCCAUGGAGCUGCGCAUCAUCAAGCCAAGCUUCAAGUAUGUUGCUGGUCAAUGGCUCUUCAUCCAGGUUCCCGAAAUCUCCAAGCUCCAGUGGCAUCCCUUCACUAUCACUUCAGCUCCGGAAGAUCCUUACGUCUCUGUUCACAUUCGUCAAGUUGGUGACUGGACCCACGCCCUAGGCGAGCGCCUCGGCGCUGGCCCUCAGGUUGUCGCUGCCAUGACUAAGGCUGCCAUGAAUGGUACUGAGAAAGACGAGAAGCUGACAAUGCUCGGCGCUACCCGCGGCGAUUUCGUGGAGAUUGAAGGUGGAGCCGGUGCACAAGCACUGCCGACAGUCAGGAUCGACGGACCGUACGGCGCGCCUGCUGAAGAUGUAUUCAACGUGGAAGUGGCAGUCCUGAUUGGUGCUGGUAUCGGUGUUACGCCUUUCGCUUCGAUUCUCAAGCAUAUCUGGUACCGCCAGAAACGUGGCAACUUGGGUUCUCUCCGCCGGGUAGAAUUCUUCUGGGUGUGCCGUGACGCUCCCUCCUUUGGUUGGUUCCAGAGCCUUUUGCAGGAAGUCGAAGCUGCCCAGGCUGAUCCCAACUUCUUACGUAUCAACAUCUAUCUCACGCAGAAGAUCAGUGAGGACAUGCUGUGGAACAUCGCUGUGAACGAUGCGGGCGCGGAAUACGAUCCUUUGACUCUCCUCCGUACUCGCACCAUGUUCGGCCGUCCCGACUGGAAGAGCAUUUACGGUCGGAUGAAGCAGGCCAUCGAGACAGGCCAGUAUCUCCCGGGUACGAAUUCUCAGCUCAAGACUAAAGUCGGGACGUACUUCUGUGGACCCGGUGUCCUUGCGAAGGCCAUCAAGGAGGCUACGGUCGAAUCCUCCUCGUCCGCUGUAGAGUUCUCGUUCGCGAAGGAACAUUUCUAGUCGACGCGCACUGUGAUGCUAUAUUGAACGCUCGCUUUCUUAUCGGACCAUCUUGUCGUAUUUAAUGUACAGCUAGCUUUCUUGAGUUCGAAUCUCAUGCUUGUAUACCUUACUUCUGGAAGUAGGGCUUUCGGUGGAAGCCAAUGAUAAAAGAGCGAGUACUGGUGAACCUAC
Messenger RNA from Gloeophyllum trabeum ATCC 11539, 2009 nucleotides. RefSeq lists its product as uncharacterized. The coding region runs from base 147 to 1835 and encodes 562 amino acids. Gene Ontology annotation, biological process: defense response; superoxide anion generation. Gene Ontology annotation, cellular component: plasma membrane; NADPH oxidase complex. NCBI's taxonomy places the organism in Eukaryota, Fungi, Basidiomycota, Agaricomycetes, Gloeophyllales, Gloeophyllaceae. Gene Ontology annotation, molecular function: superoxide-generating NAD(P)H oxidase activity. The transcript has 7 exons. The record is from RefSeq and is a predicted model, not a curated record.